Messenger RNA from Neurospora tetrasperma FGSC 2508, 1427 nucleotides. RefSeq lists its product as uncharacterized. The transcript has a single exon. Gene Ontology annotation, cellular component: catalytic step 2 spliceosome. The coding region runs from base 1 to 1386 and encodes 461 amino acids. Lineage: Eukaryota; Fungi; Ascomycota; Sordariomycetes; Sordariales; Sordariaceae. The record is from RefSeq and is a predicted model, not a curated record.
AUGGCUUCUGAACCGCCGACGUCGACGGCGCUUGUCCGCAAGAGGACCGACACCGAGUUGAUGCCACCGCCACCCCCUGCGAAAAAGAUCAAACGGCCAAAGAGAGUCAUCGAUGAAGACAGCUAUACCGACGCUCUAUCUCACAUUAUUGCCCGCGACUUCUUUCCGGGCCUACAACAAGCAGAAUCACAGCGAGAGUAUUUGGAUGCGCUGGAAUCAAAGGACCCAGAAUGGAUUUCAAGCGCCACCCAGCGUCUGCAGCAAGCAAUGACUCCCGGACGACAUCAAGCACCCAGCCGCUCGUUCCAUUCAGCUCCCUCAGGCUCCGGUUCAGAAACGCCCAUGGGCUACGCCGGCGAUACCCCCAUGAGUACGGUAUCCUCGAGGACAGUGCAGGAAAACAGCAAACUGGACACGAAAAUGAGCUUAGGCGCAUUCCAGGCGAAAUACACUAGCGAGGACAACGAGAGUUUUUACAAGUUGCUGGAUAAGCAAAACCAGAAGAGGGCAGAAAAGUACGCUUGGCUGUGGAACGGAAACAAGCUACCUUCCAAGCAACAACUCAAGCAACGGGAGGUGGAACAGAAGCUGCUCGAGAGCGGGAAGAGUCUGGUGGAUGAUGGUUUCAAGAAGGACCGUCUAGCGAUCAAGAGCAAGGAUGACGACCGACCAGCUGCCCCGGCACAUUGGAAAGCAAAACCAAACAACGAACUGAUGUUCGCACCCGAAGGUGUGGACGGGGUGUUGGAGACGCCGGCCGAGCGAGCGCAGAGAGAAUCACGAGCCGAGCCGAAGAGGAUCAUUUACGAAAACACCAGAGUCCCACAACCCUAUGUACCUCCCGAAGAUAACCGAACAAGGGCUUCAUCACCGUCGCUCUCGGAUGUUAGGAAUGCGAUUGCGGGCAAUCGACGUGCUUGCGAUACAGAGACCAGCGUCGGAGGAGGUGGCGAGACACCACGGAUUAACGGCUACGCAUUUGUCGAUGACGAAGAACCAGAACCUCCGCGGAAAACGUCCAAAACACCACUUCCGGUGAUCGAUCUUGGUCCAGGUGAUGCAACGCCAAACCCGUUUCACCUUCAGGAGCAAAGAAAGAAGGAGGCGCUACAUCAUCGUAUGGUGGAGCGGAUAUCACAAUCAAAGAGAACGUCAGCGAAGCUAGGACUGACUGGAAAGGUGGAGCGUACGCCUGUACCGAAAUUCCCGAGCAGUCCUCGGGUUUCGGGUGGGUUGACGCCGGCUGCCCAAAGGUUAUGGAGCAAGAUUGGUAGCUCCGGAGGUCGGACUCCCAGCUCGCCGUUUAGUGGUGAGAUUACAAGGACACCAAGGGCUGCUGCAACGCCAAAAGUCAAGACAUCUGGUUUGCGAAAUCCGAUGAAGUAAACAAAUGAGGGGGGAGCGGGGAAGGAUAGACUGAUGAAAGG